Molecule: messenger RNA, 1012 nt
Organism: Coniophora puteana RWD-64-598 SS2
Lineage: Eukaryota; Fungi; Basidiomycota; Agaricomycetes; Boletales; Coniophoraceae
Exons: 4
Coding region: 74-934 (286 amino acids)
Cellular component (GO): cytosol; nucleus
Source: RefSeq, a predicted model, not a curated record
AGUCUCACAUCAUCAGGAGCCAUAACCUAGCUCUGUAUAGGCUUGGUAUCCCCCAUUCAAGUUCACUUGCACCAUGACAAUCCGCAUUGCCGUCUUCAAGUGUGGAACACUUGAUCACCGCACGAUCCUAGGGAGCUUCUUGACGAAGACUGCGCCUGAUGGACUCGUGAAUCCUUUCGAGCUAGAUCUUUUCAAUGUGUACGAAGACGAGUACCCUGCCAACAUCGACGACUACAAUGUUGUCUGGCUGACGGGUUCCAGCAGCAACGUCCCUGACCCGGAACCGUGGAUAUUGAAGUUAGGUAGACUUGUGCACGACAUCGCGGAGAACCACACCAAAAUCAAGCUCGUUGGUAUUUGUUUUGGACAUCAACUGAUCUCCCAUGCGGUCUUCGGUUCAAAAGUGGACGUCAAUCCCAAGGGUUUGGAGAUAGGCCCUUAUGACGUCUUCUUGAACGCUGUUGGCCAGGCAUAUUUCGAACCCGAAGUAGACAAGCUGUGGCUAGAGAUGUGGCACGCAUAUAUGGUUUUCUCGCCGACGUUGAUUAGCAAGCUGCGUGGCAUAGCUGACGCAGGAAACCGGACCAGAAACUUCCUGGUGUACAAGUGGGGCUCUUCAGAGCUGACCCCGAACCAAGGAUCGGUUUCGCGCGGGAUAUCUGACUUCAGCAGGUCUCCGACCACAUCAGCAGAAGAGAUCGUGCUGGACCGUGACCUUAUUUACGCGGAAACUCGCAUCUUCACUUCGCAGGGUCAUCCCGAGUAUACCAAGGAUUUGAUAGCAGAGUUCAUCGACGAGUCUGAGCAGAGCGGUGAUAUUACGAAGGAGCAGGCAGAUGACGCACGGCGAAGGAAUGAACUGAACAAAGUUCUGGAUGAGCAGAAGAUGGGGGAGGUGAUCUGGAAGGUCAUGCUGACGCCGCUUAAAAUCUGAUGUCUGCCCAGAGGAGCAUAUACUUGUAUAGCAGCAGCAAGCUUUCCCGAUAUCAGCUUGCCGCGCACUGCAUUCACC